Molecule: messenger RNA, 1141 nt
Organism: Rotaria sp. Silwood2
Lineage: Eukaryota; Metazoa; Rotifera; Eurotatoria; Philodinida; Philodinidae
Source: the annotation of a GenBank genome assembly
AUGGUCCGAAAAAAAUCAAUUUCAUCAAAAGUUAAAACACGAAAAGAAGCCUAUAAACGACGACAACAAAUUCAUUCACGUGUUAGUCGUUCAUGGCGAAUUUUAAUUUUAACCAUAAAGGCUGUCAAAAGAUUUUCGAGUUUCAAACAUAAUGUCUCAGCUGUCUCACGUGUGCCAAGAUUACUCGACAUAUCAGAAAUGGACUUAAUCGAUUCACAUUGUAUUAGUUUUGGUAAUAAGCUAAAAAUACAAGAUAACUGUUCUGAUUCAACUCAAUUGAAUGAACAAUUUGAUGAAUUAAAUAUAGUCCAGGAUAUUGUUAAGAAAGUUGUAUCAAAGGUUUGUCGUUUAGAUAAUGAACGAAAAAGACAAUCAAAAAAUCGAAAAGCUCAAAAAGAAACAAGAAAAAUUCUUAGUAAUGAAGAGCUAAUAACAAAACUUCGUAGUCGAAAUAAACGGUGUGAGUGGAACAAUUGUCGUGAUGUUUUAUUUCAUGAACAACAGUCUGAACGUUUACGAAAAUAUUAUCGAAAUAAAUAUCAAAAUAACAAUGACUUUCGUAACAGAGAAAAGGUUCGGACAAAUAGUAGUAUUUCUUUGAAAUAUCAUAAUAAUUUCAAUUUUCGUGAAAAGAUGAAAUCACAUUCAAAGAUUCAUUGUUUUGAUAAGUAUCAUAGAGAUAUGAUUUUUCGUCAGAAAGUUAAAGCACGAUCAAAAUGUAUUCUUUUUAAUAAAUAUCAUAAUAAUACAGACUAUCGUAACAAAGUUAUAGCACAAUCAAAUGUGAAUGUUUUAAAUAAAUAUCAUACUAAUUCUGAUUUUCGAAAGAAAGUUAUAGCACAAUCAAAUAUGAAUAUCUUAAAUAAAUAUCAUACUAAUUCUGAUUUUCGAAACAAAUACAAAGAAAAUAUGAAAAGUCAAGUUUUGAACAGAUAUUAUACUGAUAAUUCGAUACGAUUGAAAAUGAUUCAGCGUGCAUUGAAUUCGUAUCAUAGUAAUAAUACAUUGAUGACACGAAAGUCCAGACAACUUUAUAAUCACCGUAGACGUAUUUUAAAAAAAUACGCCAGUAUUCAAAGUCAUAAAUGUACAUUGAAACACAGCAAUUUAUACAAACAAAACUUGAAAGAGUUUCGAAAAA